GCGGCGGCGGGCUUUAGGACCCGGGGGCGACACGUGACGUAUGACAACAACAGGAAGUCGGAAGUCACGUUGCUGGCGAUGGCUCAGCAGGCGACGGCGGGGAGGCGCUACCUGCGGGCGUUCGUUAGCGGAUUCUUCGUUGCCGUUCCGGUCACCGUCACCGUCCUGGAUCGAAUCGCCUACGUGGCGCGAGUGGAGGGAGCGUCGAUGCAGCCCUUCCUGAACCCAGAUGGGAGAUCGGACUGUGACGUUGUCCUGCUGAACCGUUGGAGCGUGAGAAACUACCAGGUCCAACGGGGCGACAUUGUCUCCGUCCUGUCCCCCAAGAAUCCCCAGCAGAAGAUCAUCAAGCGGGUCAUUGGCCUGGAGGGAGACUUCAUCAGGACUCUGGGCUAUAAGAACCGGUACGUUCGAGUUCCCGACGGUCACUUCUGGAUCGAGGGGGAUCAUCACGGACACAGUCUGGACAGCAACAGCUUCGGACCGGUGUCAGUGGGGCUGCUUCAUGGUCGAGCCUCUCACAUCAUCUGGCCCCCAAAUCGCUGGCAGCAAAUCAAACCGUCUCUCCCCCCAAACCGAGGACCACUGGACACUGAAGAAGAGGAUUGAUGAAGGACAAGUAAUGUCAUCUAAACUGAAGUGAGCUGUCAGUUAGCUGCAGUGUUUCAAAGACAAACAUUCAAACCACACGUUGUAUCAUUACAUUUCCGGAGGCUCUCUGAGUUCGAUUACUGUUAAUGUAAAUUGUUCGACUGUAUAUUGAUUUGUUCAUGUUGCCACAGUCCAGUUAACAGGGACUCGAACCUGUGAUGUUUGCAGGUUCUUUGAGCCACAACCACAUUAAGAGCUGAAGUCCGACCUAGACCUCAAAACAACUAGUUGAUUAUGAUGAUUUAUUAAUUAUUUUUCAAGCAAAAAUGCCAAAUAUUCUCUGUUUCCAGGGUCCUAAAUGUUUUAUAUUGUUGUGAACUGAAAAUGUUUUGGUUUUAAACUGUCGAUCAAAUAAAACAAGAUAUUUCAAGACAGAA
Dicentrarchus labrax (European seabass) is the source of this 1028-nucleotide messenger RNA. RefSeq names its product inner mitochondrial membrane peptidase subunit 2 (gene immp2l). Gene Ontology annotation, molecular function: serine-type endopeptidase activity. The record is from RefSeq and is a predicted model, not a curated record. The transcript is spliced from 6 exons. Gene Ontology annotation, biological process: mitochondrial respiratory chain complex assembly. Gene Ontology annotation, cellular component: membrane; mitochondrial inner membrane peptidase complex. The coding region runs from base 79 to 609 and encodes 176 amino acids. NCBI's taxonomy places the organism in Eukaryota, Metazoa, Chordata, Actinopteri, Moronidae.